This is a messenger RNA of Papilio machaon (common yellow swallowtail), 1355 nucleotides long. Its product is annotated as juxtaposed with another zinc finger protein 1. NCBI's taxonomy places the organism in Eukaryota, Metazoa, Arthropoda, Insecta, Lepidoptera, Papilionidae. The transcript has 5 exons. Gene Ontology annotation, cellular component: nucleus. Bases 81 to 1115 code for a protein of 344 amino acids. The record is from RefSeq and is a predicted model, not a curated record.
UACUACAAAUAAAACGAACUGUGACGAUGGUUGCAUUAGUAUAGUUCGAUCACUGACUAGUGUGCUAUCCUCCGCACGACAUGGCCGUCUUCAUGAUAAACAUCUGUAAAUUUAAUGGCUGCGGUAUCACAUUUCCAAGAUUAGCUGAUUUAAUUGAACACAUCGAAGACGUGCAUAUAGAUUAUGAUCCCGCAGUAGUUGAACAAAAAGAAGCUUCUCAGCCAGCAUGUAUUCCUUUAAGUUAUGUGUUAAGAUUUUUCACGGAAGCAUCGAGGCGGGAAUUUCAAAGCUUGCCACCCGCCGCCGAUGUCCGGCGCAGGUUACUGUCUGCGCCAAAGACUCCUUCAGUUCGCAGCAGCACACCUACAGGCAGUGAAGUCGACGAUGACGAGCUCAUGAGCCCAUCUGAAGACAGCAAUGAUUCGUGGACGACUGUCGAGGAGUACAGCUCCGAGUAUAUCCUGCGAUAUGGAGUCAAGAUGAACAGUAGCGCGGCUAGUGGCGUGCUGGGUCCGGCGGCGCAGGAGAAGCCUUUCGCGUGCCCCGUGCCCGGCUGCAAGAAGCGAUACAAAAAUGUCAACGGCAUCAAAUAUCACUCUAAGAACGGACAUAAGAAGGAUGGCAAGGUAAAAAAGGCUUACAAGUGCCAAUGCGGCAAAAGUUACAAAACGGCUCAAGGUCUUAAAACUCAUACGAUAACGCAGCAUAUUGCAACGAGCCAAGCGUCGACUUCCUCCACGCCCCCCACUCCGCCCACUCCCCCGACACCCCCUGUCCCCGAUACGGGACGUCUCAAUGCCACAAAAAUGCCAGGACUGGUAGUAACAGCUUCCCCGGCACAUAGCCGUUCUCUAAACAUCAUAGACGGCAUAGACGCUAACAAACUUGUUCGUAUAUACGACAGUAUUAAAACAAAAGAUCUGCCUUCCUUCACCAUACCUAAACAUAACCUGACCAACAUCAAUCUGAUCACCAGCCAGGGUCAAGGCAUCCGCCAUUCCGUGCUGCUCGCACCGACUGCUACUCUUGUAGAUAAAUCGAAGUAUGAUCGAUCUCCCAAAGUAACAGUCAACGCCCAACCGACAGCUGCCCUUGCAACCACUUACGAUGUCUAAAUGAAUAUAUGCUUUUAAAAAGCAAAUAUUUAACGAAUUUAAAAGUCAUUAACGCUAAGUCUAGUUCGAACGCAGUUCCUAUUAAGAAAAAUAAAAAAAAAAUCAUUUUUUAGCAGAUUGUUUAAGUUAUACAUUCUUUGAGAAAAAAAGCUAAGAAUCGUCAUCUGUCAUGAUUUGACAGCUUGAAUGUCAGUUUGACGGACGAAAUGUUAUGCACAAAUUGUAUUUAUUUUCUUCACU